This is a messenger RNA of Arvicola amphibius (Eurasian water vole), 813 nucleotides long. RefSeq names its product phospholipase A and acyltransferase 3. Gene Ontology annotation, molecular function: glycerophospholipid phospholipase A1 activity; A2-type glycerophospholipase activity. The record is from RefSeq and is a predicted model, not a curated record. The transcript has 5 exons. Lineage: Eukaryota; Metazoa; Chordata; Mammalia; Rodentia; Cricetidae. Gene Ontology annotation, cellular component: cytoplasm. The coding region runs from base 187 to 675 and encodes 162 amino acids. Gene Ontology annotation, biological process: N-acylphosphatidylethanolamine metabolic process.
GUCACUGGAGGUGGGCGGGGUGACAUGGCGCGGCCAGGACUCUGCAGCCAUUAAACCGAUCCUGAUUGCGGUGGCCUCGCUUGUACGCUCGUGACCGGAGGAAGGUGGAGCGCUUCUUUUGGGACCCAAACAAAGGCAUCCACACCGCUGCUGAGCUGAAGUUGAGCCCCACAAUCACUGAAGAAGAUGCCAACGCCCAUACCGGAACCAAAGCCUGGAGACCUGAUUGAGAUUUUCCGCCCUAUAUACAGACACUGGGCUAUCUAUGUCGGUGAUGGAUAUGUGAUCCACCUGGCUCCCCCAAGUGAAAUUGCAGGAGCUGGGGCAGCCAGCAUCAUGUCUGCUUUGACUGACAAGGCCAUCGUGAAGAAAGAACUGCUGUGUGAUGUGGCCGGGAAGGACAAGUACCAGGUCAAUAACAAACAUGACGGUGAAUAUACCCCACUGCCUUUAAGCAAGAUCAUUAAACGUGCCGAGGAGCUGGUGGGACAGGAGGUGCUCUACAAGCUGACCAGUGAGAACUGUGAGCACUUUGUGAACGAACUCCGUUAUGGAGUUUCCCGCAGUGACCAGGUCACAGAUGCCAUCAAAGCGGUAGGCAUCACUGGAGUGAGCUUGGCAGCCAUAGGCCUCAUUGGAAUCAUGUGUUCCAGAAACAAGAAACAGAAGCAAUGAGUUGAAUGACUAUUCAGCCUUACGGGCUCUUCUUUUGCUAGAGGGUUUGAAGUUUGAUUCAUAGAUUUUACUGUUUUAUAAUUAGGCUUAUUUUCACAGCAUACAAUAAAGCACAAGCAGGUGAUUUUACCAAAAGGA